This is a messenger RNA of Rhincodon typus (whale shark), 1317 nucleotides long. Its product is annotated as protein mono-ADP-ribosyltransferase PARP14-like. The annotation marks the transcript as partial. The transcript is spliced from 10 exons. Gene Ontology annotation, molecular function: transcription corepressor activity. NCBI's taxonomy places the organism in Eukaryota, Metazoa, Chordata, Chondrichthyes, Orectolobiformes, Rhincodontidae. The record is from RefSeq and is a predicted model, not a curated record. Gene Ontology annotation, biological process: negative regulation of gene expression. Gene Ontology annotation, cellular component: cytoplasm; nucleus.
GUCAACAAUCAAGUGACAGUGUUGUAGUCACCAAAAGUGGCAACCUUCAUUGUCGACUGAUAGUACACAUGGUCGGGCCCACAACAGCAGCUGGGAUUGCAACUUCAGUACAUAAGGUCCUUGAGGAAUGCGAGAAGCAUAAGGUCACUAGUGCUGCAUUCCCAGCCAUAGGGACAGGUAAAGGUGGAAUCAGUUGCAAAACUGCCAUCAAUGCUCUCUUCAGUGGAUUGGAGAAUUAUUUCUCGAGUAUUACAGCGUCCAACAUGAAAUCCAUUUCCAUAGUUGUGCUUGAGCAACAUGUUUAUGACACCGCUGCUGAGGCUUUUGAAGAGAAGAGGUUGAAUUCUGGAGUUAGCACGAUGGGCAAAGCACAGAUGUCUGCGGAUCCACAGGAUAGAUACACCAUACAAGGUCAAAGGAGAGGUUUGUUGCCUACGCAGUUGAAAAUACACAAUGUUUUUGUGGAGGUGAAGCAAGGAGACAUAACCAAUGAAACUGUAAAAGCAAUAGUGAAUUCUACAAAUACAACAUUGGAUCUCAAUUCUGGUGUCUCUGGGGCAAUACUUGCAAAAGCUGGCAGUACUGUUGUAGAUGAAUGUAAGAAACUGGGUUCUCAACCAAAUGAUGGUGUUGUUGUUACCAGUGCUGGCAAGCUUACCUGUGAUUACAUCAUACAUAUGGUCGGUCAAAACAAUCCAGUUAUGAUAACUGCCUCUGUAGAAAAAGUAUUGCAGGAAUGUGAAAAAUAUCAGAUCACAACUGUAUCAUUCCCUGCUCUAGGAACAGGUAUGGGAGGAAUGAAUCCACAGGACACUAUGGAAAGCAUGUUGAUGGGAUUUGAAAAUCAUUUGUCACGAAAUAAGCCAUCCAGUAUUAAACUUGUUUACAUCGUUGUCUACCAAUCUAACGUGUAUAAUAUUUUUAUUGACAUCUUGCUACAAAAAUCACAACAGAAAGUCAACUCAGUAGAAGUAAACAUUGGCAAAAUAAAAUUGGUAGCUGCUCAAGGUGACAUCACAGCAGAACAAACUGACGCAAUUGUAAACUGUACAAAUGUCAACCUUAAUCGAAACAGUGGAGUUUCUGGUGCUAUCUUAAAAGCAGCUGGACAGUCAGUAGUGGAUGAAUGUAGUCAACUAGGUGUCCAAAACGACGAUAGCAUUGUAAGCACAAAAGCAGGAAACCUUCGAGUAAAGUACAUCAUACAUUUGGCAGGCUGGCUUAAAGCACAAAAUACAAAAGGAUCUUUAAUCAAAGUUCUGAAGGAAUGUGAAAACCUAAAAAUAAGUUCAGUGUCUUUCCCAGCAGUGGGAACAG